Rhodamnia argentea is the source of this 1617-nucleotide messenger RNA. Its product is annotated as nucleolar GTP-binding protein 1. Gene Ontology annotation, molecular function: GTP binding; RNA binding; GTPase activity. The coding region runs from base 182 to 1558 and encodes 458 amino acids. The transcript is spliced from 13 exons. Gene Ontology annotation, cellular component: nucleolus. Lineage: Eukaryota; Viridiplantae; Streptophyta; Magnoliopsida; Myrtales; Myrtaceae. Gene Ontology annotation, biological process: ribosomal large subunit biogenesis. The record is from RefSeq and is a predicted model, not a curated record.
UUUUCUUUUCUGUUUCACGAGGCCCUUUCUUCAUCAGCUGCUCGCUGCAAAUCAUACUGCUCGGGCUCAGCCAUGAAGAAGAGCUCGAGCUUCAGAUGAAUGUACACAGAGGCACACCAGGCCAACGCCCCUCGUGAUAUCUUCUUCUCAAUUCGCAAAACCCAUUUCGCGGAGAGCGAGAAUGAAUGGUGUUUACGGCCUCAUACAGCAAUGGCAGCUGCCUUCUUCCAAGUUUCUACUGAGAAAUUCAAAGCGCUUACACGGGAAAUAUCUGUUGCAUCGUAGCUGUGUCUAUCCAAUCGUGUGCUUUUGCAGGAGCAUGCAAACAAACACUUACGAGGUUGCGAAAGGAAGCUAUCUCCCCACCACCCAAACUGCACAAAAUACGAAAUCCAAGGAUAAAGUGUCCCUAAAAAAUGAAAAUGUUGGUGCUUUUCAAAAGUUACCUAUGGUGAUGCCUUCAGUUGACAUUCUCUAUUCAGCUCUCAGGAAGGCAAAGAGGACAUCACCUACAAAAGGAAUUGCAAAUAUUGCAAAAAGAGAAAGGAACAAGGGCGCAAAACAACUUGAUGCACUUAUGAAAGAGUUGGCGGCUCCUUUAAGAGACUAUGUGGAUAAUUUUCCUAGGAAAAAGUAUUUGCACCCUUACGAAAGAUCACUGAUUGAGCUGACCCUUGGAGAUGGAAAUUAUGAAGAGGUAUUGAUGAAAGUAGAUACUUUGAGGAAGAAGGUGGUAUCUGUGGGUAAAGAACAUGCUUCUCUUUGUGCAAAGUCCUUGUCCAAGAGAGAAGCAGAGGAAAGGUUGAGUGGGGGUAUGGGAAAACUUGAAGAAAUCUUUCAUCAUGAAGGGAAGGCUAUCGAUGAGUUGUUGGACAUCGCAAAGACAUUGAGGGCAAUGCCAGUUGUUGAUCUUGAAACCCCAACUCUUUGUCUUGUUGGAGCUCCGAAUGUGGGAAAGUCCUCUUUGGUCCGUAUACUCUCGACAGGAAAGCCUGAGGUCUGCAACUACCCCUUCACCACACGAGGAAUUCUUAUGGGUCACAUUGCUUUAAACUACCAGCAUUUUCAGGUGACUGACACCCCUGGUUUGCUAAGGAGACAUGAUGAAGACAGGAAUAAUUUGGAGAAGUUAACACUUGCUGUGCUAUCACAGUUGCCAACAGCGAUACUCUAUGUGCACGAUCUCUCUGGAGAAUGUGGAAUGUCACCCUCAGAUCAGUACUUGAUAUACAAAGAAAUCAAGGAACGAUUCAAUGAUCAUCUCUGGCUCGAUGUUAUAUCCAAGAGUGAUCUGUUGCAAGAGUCCCCUGUUGUAUUUGUUUCUGAAGAUACAACUGCUGACGACGAUGAGAUGGUCCAGUACCGGAAAAAAGGACCUGAUGGGGCAAUUCAUGUGUCCGUGAAGGGUGAACAAGGGCUCAAUGAGCUAAAGCAAAGUGUUCACAAGCUGCUGAUUGCUCAGAUGGACAGAAUUAGAAACCAAACGAGUGACACAAGUCCGGAAAGUCUCACAGAAAGGUUCUCCCAGGUUCAUACUAUAGUAAAUCAGUCAAAGUGAGGGUUGCUUAUGUAAAGCGGCUUCUUGCUUCUUGGUCUUGACCUCAUGGCGGUUCCAAU